Molecule: messenger RNA, 825 nt
Organism: Anisakis simplex (herring worm)
Lineage: Eukaryota; Metazoa; Nematoda; Chromadorea; Rhabditida; Anisakidae
Source: the annotation of a GenBank genome assembly
AUGAUUUCGUACGGGUUAAGAAGCAAUCAUUCAAAUGAGUCAUAUUUGAAGGAUCAAAUAUGGUAUCGAUCCCGUAUGCAAGGAAUUGAUAAUUUGUUGAAUGCGGGAUAUAUUCGAUCUGGUUCAUCAGAUAGUGUUCCGUCUAGCUUAAGUAGUGGUCGUAAAUAUGCUGCAGCUAAUAAUGCCGAACAGCCAAUGCCCUGGUUCCACGGUAACAUCACUCGUGAGCAAACUGAGAGGCUACUUGCCGAUAAAGCUGACGGCACCUUUCUUGUGCGUGAAUCAACGAAUUUUCCUGGUGAUUUCACUCUAUGUAUGACGUAUAGAGGCAAAGUUGAGCAUUACAGAAUCUACCAAACAAACGGGCUAUUGACGUGUGAUCAUGAAGAAAAUUUUGAAAACCUCACACAGCUAAUAUCACAUUACAAGCGUGAUGCAGAUGGAUUGUGUCAUAGAUUAGUGACACCGAUUAUUGAAGAAAAAUUCAAAAUUGGACGGGAUUCGGUGAAUAUCGACGAUCGAAUUCGUGUCUUCAGGCAAGCUUCAUUAGUUAUCAAGCGCGCUGAUAUAAAACUUGGUGAUACAAUCGGUCAUGGCGAAUUUGGUGAUGUUCUAAUUGGUUCGUAUAAUGGAAAGGGUGUAGCUGUGAAGGUGCUUAAACGUAACGCAAUGGUGCACUCGUUAUUAGAUGAAGCGAAAUUUAUGAUUGGUCUUGAUCAUCCGAAUUUAGUUGCGUUAGUGGGGGUUGUAUUGGACGAUACGCAUGACUUGUUAAUGCUCACGGAAUAUAUGGCGAACGGAAAUCUGGUUCGAUUUUCUCUUUAA